Messenger RNA from Ambispora leptoticha, 673 nucleotides. The record is from the annotation of a GenBank genome assembly. Lineage: Eukaryota; Fungi; Glomeromycota; Glomeromycetes; Archaeosporales; Ambisporaceae.
AUGAAUGAUCUUAAUGCUGCUCAAGCAAAAGGAUUAAGACUAGCUUUAUAUGAUAUUGAUCCGUCAUGCAGCUGGGAAGAUCACUUGACUUUUAUUUUCAAGUCAUGUGUAAUUCAUUAUAAUCGGCAACCUUUGAAACAAAUAAUAUAUUCUAUUUCUGAUGCACAAUCCAAUGCAGAAGCUUUUGAAUUACUAGAUAGAAUGAAACUUUUAAUGAAGAAGGAGCUAAAGAUUGGUCUAUUUAUUACAGACAAAAGUAUGUUCUUGAAUCGUUAUGUUUCAAAUAUUCCAGAAUCUUUUUGGCAUUUAGCGGAUAGAAAUACAAAUAUCGCUGAAUCAGCUCAUGCAAACAUUAAUCAUGAUGGAAAAACUCGUCAUUUUGAUGAAUGCCAAUAUACCUCUAUUAAUGUACAUACCAAAUUUGGAAUUGGCAAUAGUGGACGCGACAAAGGUGUAAUUGCCAGAACUGCACUUACAAUAAAAUGCUGUAGCGUCAAGCCAAAAAGAAAAUCCUCUACACAAAAGACAAGUCUGAAAAAAAGUUGUACAACUGAUGAAGAUGAUAUUGAGCUUUCUGAACGUCGAAUAGCAUUAAGAGAGAGAGAGUUGAAUUUGAAGAAGCAAGAAAUUGAAAUUAGAGUUCUUGAACUGGAUAUCCUGUUCAAAGAAAAAA